Messenger RNA from Protopterus annectens (West African lungfish), 908 nucleotides. It is a transcript of the gene ANKRD37, whose product is annotated as ankyrin repeat domain 37. The transcript is spliced from 5 exons. Lineage: Eukaryota; Metazoa; Chordata; Ceratodontiformes; Protopteridae. Gene Ontology annotation, molecular function: protein binding. The coding region runs from base 81 to 599 and encodes 172 amino acids. The record is from RefSeq and is a predicted model, not a curated record.
CCUAUAGUUGUAUAUAUACUUCACAGCAGGCAAGGUUUAUAGUAUUUUGGCACUGCUGCUUGGAAGGAUAAGCUGUUGUCAUGCUGCUGUUAACAUACGAUUCAGAGUUUAACCAGCUGAGCAAAGUCCUAGAAAUUGGUGAUGCCAUUAAUUUAGCUGGUGAUGCCAUUAGUCAGUCUCCUGUUCACUUGGCUGCUUGUGGGAAGGAAGCCUUCUGUUUACUUCAGUUUCUUCAGUCAGGAGGCAAUGCAGAUCAGCAGGAUUCAUCUGGAGAGGCUCCUCUUCAUAAGGCUGCACGAUCAGGAAGCUUGGAGUGCAUUAGUCUGCUUGUGGCAAGCGGCGCCAGCAUUGAUUUAUAUAACACUGAUGGCCAGACUGCAGAAGACAUUGCUUGGUCCUGCGGAUUUUCUGAAUGUGCCACAUACCUUGCUGUCACCCGGAGUAGUCAAUGUCUGAAAUCCUACGGGUGUCCUGGUUCUACACGGAAGUUCUUUUGCAGUGCACCUCUAGAGGACAGACUGCUGGGCAAGAAACGGUCACACACUGGGGCAGAAGAUGUGACUGGGAAGAGAGCAAGGCCUAAUGAACUCAUCAGCUGAAACCUGAACCCCUUUCUGAAAAGGAAACUGAAGCAAGUAAAUUCUUGGGGACUUUGGACAUCUGUCUGGCUGAUAAUUUCUUUCUUGGAGAAAGUGAAGGAAACCGACAAACUGCUCAUUUUAAUUGAGCUUUCAUUGCCAUAUCUUUCGGUGAAAGAUAAACAAAUGUUUUACUUCUGCUACAGAUUACUGGAACACAGCAAAACAUUGUAGACAUUAUCAUUGGUUCCCAUAGGAAUCUUGUUUAUGUAUAUUUUUGAACACUUUUAUUUUUUUUUAAUUAAAAAUAUUUUUUAAUAAAAACCUGAA